Messenger RNA from Phaeodactylum tricornutum CCAP 1055/1, 3462 nucleotides. RefSeq lists its product with no specific name. The transcript is spliced from 3 exons. Gene Ontology annotation, molecular function: RNA cap binding; mRNA binding. Gene Ontology annotation, cellular component: nucleus; nuclear cap binding complex. The record is from RefSeq and is a predicted model, not a curated record. NCBI's taxonomy places the organism in Eukaryota, Bacillariophyta, Bacillariophyceae, Surirellales, Neidiaceae. Bases 1 to 3462 code for a protein of 1153 amino acids. Gene Ontology annotation, biological process: nuclear-transcribed mRNA catabolic process, nonsense-mediated decay; mRNA export from nucleus.
AUGAGUUCCUAUACGGAUCGACGUGACUACACGUCGGGUGGUCAUCGUGGAGGUGGCGGGGGAUACCGCGGUUCUGGUGGAUACGGGGGCGGUGGUGCACGGGGUGGAGGACGCGGUGGUGGGUAUCGCGGAGGACGGGGUGGAUAUCACCGUGGAGGACGUCAGGCCCAUACCGGAACAUCUCCCUACUCGCGUCACAGUGGCGGGACUACGAACGGUGGACCCCGACGCUCCGGAAAUCGUUUCGCCGUGGAAUCCACGCGGCGAGAUCCUCAGCAAGAACUCUUACGCAAUCUACUCGUCCUUUUGCAUCAAGUAGGAGAUCUGCAGUCCACGAAUCGCAACAACAACAACAACAACAACAGUAACAGUAACGACAAUACCUCCCCGGUGCGUACAAUAGUCACAACGCAGAAGCAAAACAUUCAAGGAUUGACGCAAGUCUUGUGUGGCAACAAUCCCGAACUCUUUCUCCAACACGAGGCCGAAGACAGUCCCGCAAACAUUCAGUACGCGGAGCAAUUGGCCGGACCGUUGGCGGCGGGAUUGGUCCACGCUAUUAUGGCGGCGCCACUGCAAACACCCUGCUACGUGGGGUUGACUCUGGCGGUUCACGUCACGGCGCACGCCCGGGACGCAACCUUGUUUGGUGGAUUCGCAUCCCGCUGUGUCCGCUACGCCACCAGGGCCAUGGCCCGUGAUCUCGACGCUCUGCUGCUAGAUUCGGACCCGAAUAGCAGUACUAGUAGCACUACUCAUAGCGGUAUUGGAGACAGUGGCAGCGGUAGUACUACUACUCGACAGUCCCGCGUCCCAUCCCAUCGAUUGGUGGUUCGGGUGCGUAUGUUGCUCCGCUACCUGGUUCUACUGGCACGCGCGGGUAUUCUGCAACUCGACCACGAUACCGCAUACGCCGUCACGGGCCCCGCACACUCCAACCCGGUCAGUGUCUUGGGGCUGUUACAAACAAUGGUACAGGCGGCACGGCAAGCCAAGGAGCGUGACGGCAACCAGUCCGUGGCCGUAGUCUUGGCGUCGCUCGUGUUGAGUACGGUACCCUACCUGGCGACCCUUCUUCCUUCCGAGACGGUCCGCCAGACUUUGGUCCAACCAUUGGAAGCAAGCGUCCAAUCAUACCGGUCCACGUUUGCACCAGGCUUUGGUUGUACCGCAAUUCUUCUUCGAGAGGAACAAAUUGAGGAUAUUGGGGCUUCCAUUGAAGAAGAAGACGACGAAGAGGAGGAUGACGACGAAGAAGAAGAGGGGUCGGGACAAGUGUGCGACAACUUUCAAGACCUGAUGCGGACCGUACAGUACUGGGUAAAGCAAGAGGACACUACCGUUGCGUCACGCCUGGCUCUCUUUCGCGACGCUCCGUGGGAAGGCUUGGAGGCAAAAGUCUCCUCGCUUACUUCCACAACCUUGGACGCCAGCGAGAUUGAGGAAUCCGCUCACACUCCGUUAGUCUAUACGGAGACGCCCUUGACCAUUCCAAUAUUCACGGAUUGCCAGUCCCUGUCGGCUUUGGUGGGUGGUCUUCACUCGGCGCCCGAGGACGACAGUCUGUUCUGGGCCGAAAUUGAUCUCGACGGAAUUUUUGUGGGUCGCUUGCCCAUUUUCGGACCUCCUCCCGAAGUUGCGGACAAUGACGACGACGAAGACGACGACCAAGACAUGGAGGCAGCAGCACCGGUUAACGAACGUCUACAAGCGUAUCGCUCCGGAUACGGCAUGGUGGAUCGCUACUUUAUACACGAAGCCAUCCGCGAUUGCUUGACUAGCCACGAAAGUUACGUGACGGAUACCGGUGUCGAAAUUGGCAACGCCAAGACGGCUGCGGAGCAGGUGUGGUCUAUCAUUCAAAUGGUGACGGGUGACAGCACCAACGGGUUGGAAUAUGCAGUUCUGGAAGCGAUCUUUUCCUUAAUUGUACAAUCAAAUGCGGUCUCAUCGUUCCGUUUUGUAUACCUUUCGCGUGUGUUAUUGGAACUAACGAGGCUGGAACCCGCCAUCAUGUCGCCCGCCAUUGCCAUUGCGGUCUCGACUUUAUUUCAGGACUACAUGCCAACUCUGGUCCCCAUGGCACGAUACAAUCUGAGUCGAUGGUUCGCCUUUCACUUGGUUAACACCGAUUACCAGUGGCCCGCAGCGUACUGGAAACAUUGGGAACCCUUUGUGCAGUACGGUUGGAAGAAUAGUCGCGGAGCUUUUGUGAAGGGUGCACUGGCAAUUCUGCUGGAAAACGAAAGCGAUGCGGGUAUGUUGGUGAAGGAAUGCCUGCCCAAGAACAGCCUUUUGGUCGACCAUUUACUUCCCGGGCUCACGACGUCGGCUUUACCAGACGACAGCGCUUUGGCGUCCUUUGCAAAGGAUGUCUCUUCACGUAUAUGGGAUAAUCGCGAGGACGAACAUUCGCUGUUGCAAUAUAUUGUAGGGGACGAACUCUCCGAAAGUGUGACGACCGACUUGGCUGGUCUGCCCGUAGGAGAGAGGACGUGGUGGCGGACACAUGCCGUAGCUCGAGCUUUGCUGUCGGUGACCAAGCAAGAGCACACGUAUUUGGCCCUAUCUAUCGCACAAGAGCGUACCGCCAACGAGGACGCAAUGGAUGCGACCAUUGAAGCACCUGCAGACAUUUUGUCCUUGCUGCUAGAUGCAUUGGUGCAGUACACGCCACUCCUGCUGGGAGUUCUCGCCAAAGAUCUCGACGGUCAAGCGAGCGCGGAUGCUGCUCCGGUUCAGGGCGAGUUACAUGUCCUCCAAGAAAUAUCGAAUCAUGUAUUGUAUUCUCGUACCACACUGGAUGCAGUUGUGAGUUCCCUGCUUCACCACAAGGUUGUUUCACCCGAUGCCGUAGUUCGCUGGUCCUUGGGCGAUAUGGGACAGGAGACUCCCGGGGUCUUGGCAAUUCACUGGUGGGAUAUGUCAACUAUGGCAAUACACUACGGGCUCACCAAUCUGUUUGCGGUGACACCUGCUUCAAACCAGGGCGAGAUGCAAGUCGAAGACAAUCAAGACGAAAGCCCGACCAUGAAAAAUGCACGUUUGUUUCUGGAGCCGAUCAUCGAGUUGAUCUGGUUGAAGGCUUCAAGUGUUUGGUUCGGCAAACAAAAAGCCGCCGACGCCGCCAUCGCCUUUGCCGUUGCGUCUCUCCCCGAACUCCUCCGCUCAUCGUCUAAGCACAGCGCUACAAAAGUUUUCGAACUCUGCAAGCGCCUCUCCGAACGCAAAGCCACCGCUUCAAAAUUCAAAGAUGACUCCUCCCUUCCGAAAUCGGUGCGGAUCCGACCGUCUCCGCACGGUUCGCGGGCAGCCAUGAAGACCGCGGAAUUUACUGAAGCUGCUCAAAGUAUUCAAGAACUUCACCGGACUUACCGCCUUGGGAUGAAAGCUCAAUUCUUGAAACUUGUCAAUCUUGAAGUCAAGGUUCUCCGUGACGAACUGUCAACCCUUUUUGCCUAG